AUGGCUGCUGCUGCUGCGGAUGGAGACUGCGCUGUCCGUGUCGCUGAUUAUGUCGACGACAAGCUGCAGACCUCGGCUGACCUGGCCACCGUUGAUGCCCUCUUGACCGACGUCAGGACCAGAUAUGGCUUGCUCAAGUCCCAACUCGACCAUGCCACCCGCGAAUUGGAAGAUGCAAAGAAAGCCUCUCGGGACCACGCCAUCCAGCUUCAUCGCCAGUCUGAGCAAUUCAACAAGGUCCAGGAUGAUAUCACUCGCCGCCUUCAGAUUGUCAUGCAAUCUGAGACUAGCGACGACGCCGUCCCGCAGUUCGAUGCCAUCUUCCAGAAGCUACAACGUCUCGACGUGGCCGCCGGUUAUGUUGGUUUGCUCAAAGAGGUGGACACGUUGAGUCAAGAGAGCGACCGUCUCCUGGACACCCCGGGGCAAGAUGCACUCGAGCCAUAUCGUCGCCUCCGCACUCUUGCUGCUACACUGGGCCCUUUACAAGACGCUGCGGACGGAGCAGCUCCGCAUCUGCUACACGAUGUGCAGAAGCGUGUGCGGCAUGUGUACGGCCGGAUCAAAGAGUCGUACGCAACAGAGCUGGACAAGCUCCUGCAUCAGCUCGGAUGGCCCAAGUCCGACGUGGUGAUACCUGCGACUCUACAAGACGAGUGGGACGACUGUGUCGGUAAGCUGCUGGACUUGCAGAGACUAGAUCUUCUCGAACAGGAAGAAUCAAAGACCAAACAGGGUUCCGACAAGGGUCCGACAAUAUUGCUACCGCUGGAGGUGUUGGUGCUGCCGCUGGAAAUGAGGUUCCGCUACCAUUUUGAAGGAGAUCGGCCGACGAACCGGCUGGAGAAGCCGGAAUACUUCCUCUCGCAUGUCACCUCACUCUUGGCCUCGUACAAUACCUUCAUCGUGAGCUACGUGCAGCCUGUGCUACUCAACCGUUUCCGCGGUACCGACUUGGCAUUCAACGCCGCAUACAUCGAUGCCACCUCCGCCCUCAUUACGGCCCUGUUACCGAUGGUCCGAACCAAGGUAUUCUCUUCGAUACAGCGUGCUGCUGCUCAGCCGCAGCUCCUGAGUCAUUACAUGCAUGAGCUUAUGAAUUUUGACACGACCAUCCGAGAUGAGUGGAGAUACGAAGGGGGAUAUGGCAUUGAAGGAUGGAAAGGCAUCACGUGGGAGGUACUUGUGCAGAUGGACCUCUUCGGCCGGUGGCUGCAAGUUGAGAAAGACUUUGCGCUCGCCCGAUACAGAGAUAUUAUUCAGUCACCUGAUAGUGGAGAACUCGACUUUGACAGCAUGGAUGCGGGCGCCACGAAGCCGACCAAGGCAGCCAUCCGCGUGAACGACUUGCUCGAGACGAUAACCGAGCGCUACCGCCCUCUAUCCUCAUUCUCCCAGAAGCUGCGCUUCCUCAUCGACAUUCAAAUCUCCAUAUUCGACAGCUACCACGCCCGACUUCACGAAGCGCUAGAGGCGUACCUGACCCUGACGUCGACCGUGGGUCGCAGCCUCCAAGGGACGACAGCCGAAGAAGACUCCUCGUUGAAAGGCGUCGGGGGCCUAGACCGACUAUGCCGCGUGUACGGCAGCGCAGACUACCUCGAGCGCGCGAUGCGUGACUGGAGCGACGACGUCUUCUUCCUCGAGCUCUGGGAAGAGCUCCAAGAUCGGGCGCGGAACAGCGCAUCGCUAGGCAAGACGACAGCCGCCAUGUCCGUCACCGACGUAGCAGAAAAGACCUCGUCGACAGUCGGCAGCGACGGCGAAGGCGGCGCCCUCUUUGACGAAACCGCGUCCGCAUACCAGCGCCUCCGCGUCCGCGCAGAGAAGAUCAUCGUCGAGACACUCAAUCACGCAGUCUCCCUGGCCCUGCGGCCCUACACGCGCAUCAACCCCUGGAGCACGCUCCCAGCCUCCGGACCCAGCACAUCGGCCCUGCCAACGACCACGACAACCGCCGAGCUCGACACCACGCUGCACACGCUCCGCGAAUCCUUCACCUUUCUCGCCCGCGCCGUCGCCCAGGCGCCCCUCCGCCGAGUCGUCCGCCAGGUGCUCGCCUCGCUGCAGACGGCGCUCUGGAACGGCGUGCUGGUCAAGCACACCUUUUCGACUGCCGGCGCGGCACAGCUUGGCGCUGACGUGGCGUCUAUCUGCAGAGUUGUUGACUUGGCUGUUGGUGGUGGUGGUGGUGGUGGUAGUACGGGUAGCAGUGCAGUCGCAGAGUCCGGCCUGCGCAAGUUGCGCGAGGGCGUCUUGCUGCUUGGUCUGCCUUUUCGGAGUGGUGGUGGUAGUGGUGGUGAUAGUAGUGAGGAGGCAGCGUCUGGAUUGGGCCUGUGGCAGGUGGAGAAGAGGCUGUUUGCGGAUAAUGAGCAGGCGCGUGGCGUGCUGGAGGAGUUGGGCUUGGAGGUUGUGGGCGAGGCGGAGGCGAGGAGUGUGCUUGGGAGGAGGAUUGAGCUGGGGAGUUAGGGGUUGAGUCUGGGGGUGAGUCUGGGGGUGAGUCUGAGGGUGAGGUG
Pseudovirgaria hyperparasitica is the source of this 2516-nucleotide messenger RNA. RefSeq names its product RINT-1 family protein. Gene Ontology annotation, biological process: retrograde vesicle-mediated transport, Golgi to endoplasmic reticulum; endoplasmic reticulum to Golgi vesicle-mediated transport; regulation of ER to Golgi vesicle-mediated transport. The coding region runs from base 1 to 2469 and encodes 822 amino acids. The record is from RefSeq and is a predicted model, not a curated record. Lineage: Eukaryota; Fungi; Ascomycota; Dothideomycetes; Acrospermales; Acrospermaceae. The transcript is spliced from 5 exons. Gene Ontology annotation, cellular component: Dsl1/NZR complex.